CUGCCACCCGCCGGAUAAAUCUUGGCGUAAAAAAAGCUUUUGCGCUCUCCAAUUCCAGAUGCCUUCGCAGAUUUGUAGGGUUAACGUGAUAGAACAGCAGUGGCUCUCAAGAUAUUUCCAUUUCGUCAUGCUUUUAAAUUAAAUCAUCAUUUUAGGAUUUAUCAAUUCUUAAAAUGGCAACAUAACUUGUUUUAGACCACCCUUCCUGUUGCCGACAAUGGUCUGUCAAUGUUUAUAAAUUACAUUUUAAGUAGAAAUUAAAGCUUAUUAUUUAUUCAUUUAUAAAUUGUAAACAAAUAUGGAUAGCCAAGGUCGACAAGUGAUCAUAUGUGAUAAUGGAACUGGGUUCGUCAAGUGUGGUUAUGCCGGUUCUAAUUUCCCUGCUUUCACAUUUCCAUCUCUUGUUGGCCGGCCGAUUAUUCGAGCUGCUCACAAAAUUGGAGACAUAGAAGUAAAAGAUGCUCCAACUGAUGCUCGUGAUUUAAUGGUUGGUGAUGAAGCUAGUAAAUUACGAUCAAUGUUGGAAGUUGCCUACCCUAUGGAGAAUGGUAUAGUUAGGAAUUGGGAAGACAUGUGCCAUGUUUGGGAUUACACAUUUGGUCCCAACCAAAUGAACAUAGAUCCUAAAAACUGCAAAGUCUUAUUAACUGAACCACCUAUGAAUCCACUCAAGAACAGAGAGAAAAUGAUUGAGGUCAUGUUUGAAAAAUAUGAGUUUGCAGGAACUUAUAUUGCAAUACAAGCUGUUUUGGCUCUAUAUGCUCAGGGUCUUUUCACUGGAGUUGUGGUAGAUUCAGGUGAUGGUGUGACUCACAUUUGUCCAGUUUAUGAGGGUUUUGCACUCUCCCACUUGACUCGGAGGUUAGACAUUGCUGGCAGAGACAUCACCCGAUAUCUCAUCAAGCUGCUGUUACUCCGAGGCUACGCUUUCAACCACUCUGCUGACUUUGAGACUGUUAGAAUGAUCAAAGAGAAGCUCUGUUACAUAGGUUAUAACAUAGAGCAAGAACAAAAGUUGGCUUUAGAAACUACAUUCUUAGUGGAGCCCUAUACACUGCCUGAUGGAAGAGUCAUCAAAUUAGGGGGUGAAAGAUUUGAAGCCCCCGAAGCAUUGUUUCAACCACAUCUCAUCAAUGUGGAAGGACAGGGCAUUGCCGAACUAGUCUUUAACACAAUACAGGCAGGAGAUAUUGACAUAAGGCCCGAGUUAUACAAGCACAUAGUCUUGUCCGGUGGUUCGACCAUGUAUCCAGGUUUACCCAGUCGAUUGGAAAGAGAAAUUAAACAGCUCUACCUGGAGAGGGUUUUAAAAGGAGAAACAGAGAAACUUGCCAAAUUUAAAAUACGUAUUGAAGAUCCUCCCAGAAGAAAAGACAUGGUUUUUAUUGGUGGCUCAGUUCUUGCUGAUGUAAUGAAAGACAAAGAUACUUUCUGGCUAUCCAGAGAAGAAUAUCUAGAAAAAGGACUGAAAGUUCUUGAAAAAUUAGGAGCCAAGACAACUUAAAACUUUAUCAUUGUGUUAAUUUUUUUACAAUAAAAAAAACAUCAUUAUUUGCAUUAAUUUUUGGGACCAUUGAAUUUUAUUUCCAAGUUAAAAAGCUGCUGCUUUUUGCUCAAUUGGAACUUCUUUUUUUUACAUUUGAGUUACUACCCUCCUGAGAUUUAUGUGCUUAUCGGAAAUGUGUAGAAAGUUAACUUGUUGAUUACGCUAUGUUGAUUUUUUAUUAAUAUGAUGUAUGAUUUAAAAAUUAUUUAUACUGUACAUUUCUGAUACUUAAUCAUUUUCUCAGAAAAUAAUUAUAUAUAGUUAAAUAAAAUAGAAAUUUACUUAUA
Messenger RNA from Parasteatoda tepidariorum (common house spider), 1833 nucleotides. RefSeq names its product Actin-related protein 2 (gene Arp2). NCBI's taxonomy places the organism in Eukaryota, Metazoa, Arthropoda, Arachnida, Araneae, Theridiidae. The record is from RefSeq and is a predicted model, not a curated record.